AUGCGUUUAGCACAUGCACACUUCCAUGGGCCAAUAUCAUACACGCGAUCACUAGCUCUACAAAAUGCACUACUCGAAAGGCACUUCCGGCACAAAGACUUGCUUCGCGGCCGCGCGACGAAGCUUGAAGAUGACGACGAGACGCCAGGAAUAGCCCGCCACCACUCGUCUCGCCCGCCAUCUUCUGAGGAAGAAAAGCCCACUGAUGGAGGUUCGAUACCGCCAAUGUCAUCUUCGCCUGAAUGCGGCUCCACAAUCAGUCCGCCCGACCCAACACUCAUCACAUUCUCCACCACGCCGACCUACACCGUCGGGCGGCGGCACCUGCAGACAAAUCCGAUAUCCGAGGAUCAACAAGCGUUCCUAUCCGCGUCAGGCGCCGCGACUUUCCACGCCUCUCCGCGCGGCGGGCUUCUCACGUACCAUGCUCCCGGCCAACUGACGGGGUACGUCGUGGGAGACCUCCGACGACUGGGAAUCACGCCACGAUGCUGGGUAAGGCUUCUAGAGAACAGCGUUAUGCGGACGUGUGCUCCGUUUGGUGUGGGAAACACCACGCGCACCGACGACCCGGGCGUUUGGAUUAAGGGCAGCGAUCGCAAGAUCUGCGCCAUUGGCGUGCAGGUGUCGAAGGGGGUUACCAGCCACGGAGUCGGGCUGAAUGUGUUUGAUCAUGCGAUUCCUGUCGAGGCUCGCGAGAAGUAUAAGUUUACCAGGGAACAGCAGGCAUCGCCGUCUUCUGACUCUGCUACGCGAGGAUACCUCUCGUGGGGCUUCAGCCGCAUUGUGGCCUGCGGGCUGGAGGGAAAGAGCGUGACUUGGUUGACACGUGAGCAGUCAGAGACAAGCCCGCUCUCCAGGUUUGACGAUGAUGGCGUUGGUCUUCCGGACCUGAUGUCCUCUGUCGGGGAUGUCUUCGCUAAAGAGAUCGCAAAGAGCAUUAACGAGAUGAGCAUGCCGGGAAAAGAGAAAAUUCAGGGUGUGUACCGCCUCGACGAGCUAGCAACAUAA
This is a messenger RNA of Exophiala aquamarina CBS 119918, 1011 nucleotides long. RefSeq lists its product as uncharacterized. Gene Ontology annotation, molecular function: lipoyl(octanoyl) transferase activity. The record is from RefSeq and is a predicted model, not a curated record. The transcript has a single exon. NCBI's taxonomy places the organism in Eukaryota, Fungi, Ascomycota, Eurotiomycetes, Chaetothyriales, Herpotrichiellaceae. Gene Ontology annotation, biological process: protein lipoylation. Gene Ontology annotation, cellular component: mitochondrion. The coding region runs from base 1 to 1011 and encodes 336 amino acids.